This is a messenger RNA of Aspergillus oryzae RIB40, 1500 nucleotides long. Its product is annotated as putative cytochrome P450 pisatin demethylase. The record is from RefSeq and is a predicted model, not a curated record. The transcript is spliced from 2 exons. The coding region runs from base 1 to 1500 and encodes 499 amino acids. NCBI's taxonomy places the organism in Eukaryota, Fungi, Ascomycota, Eurotiomycetes, Eurotiales, Aspergillaceae. Gene Ontology annotation, molecular function: oxidoreductase activity, acting on paired donors, with incorporation or reduction of molecular oxygen; iron ion binding; heme binding.
AUGGUCUCCAGUACGGCCUUUAUCGUCGUUCAGGUUGCCCUCGCCGCCCUGGCCGCCCAUGUGAUCUAUCAGUGUUACUUCCAUCCGCUUGCGCGCUACCCCGGACCUUUCUUGGCUCGGUUUACCAAUCUCUGGAGACUGUUCACCUUUUUUGGCGGUCAACAUCAUCUUUCAGAGCAGCAUUUGCAUGAUAAAUAUGGUCAUGUUGUCCGCGUAGCCCCAAAUUGGCUCUCGUUCUCCGACCUACAUGACUUCGAUGCGAUCUACGGUUUUAAUAAAUCGGUCGAAAAAGACGACUUCUAUCUGUUUGGCCGCCCUCGCGACAAUCGCGUGCCGAGCGUGUUCGCUCUAAAAACUGAUGCAGAUCAUCGGCAGAGGAAACGCAAGGUAGUUGGACCAGCCUUGACAACCGCGAAGAUAACAAGAUAUGAAUCCGUUGUAACAAAGCAUGUGGACCUCUUCUUUACACGGGCGGAUGCCGCGUCCGCGUCAAGACAAGAUGGCGAGAUGGCCGCGGUGAAUCUGGCACCGCUGGCUCAUCGGUUCACCAUGGAUGUCAUGCUCGAGCUUAUAUAUGGCCCCGAUGUUGUUUCGCACCCGUAUACCGACUCCGCGACCGGAGCCGAUAUGUGUUCGGCCAUGCGCAAGUUGGUUAAGAUGGCGUGGAGCUUCUCGCUCUGCCCAUCAUACGGCUGGAUCAUGAACAGCCGUCUCAUCAGUGGAGUGUUGCGCACGCUGACUACCAGCAAACAGGGCGGUCCCACAGGAAUGAUGGCACUCAUGACUUCGAGCCACACCAUGAUCUUUCGGCGUCCUGAACAGGUUAGCCUACCUGGACAGCCCGGGAUCGUAAAAAGUUGGUUAGAUAUUCCUCUUGAUGACUCCAGUCGGAUGACUCAAGAUGAAGUAUUUUCGGAGGCAGUCAACCUGGUGUUUGCCGGACCGGGUAGCGUAGCUGCGGCUCUAACAGCCAUGGUCUACCAAUUGGGAACACAGGAAGGUCAACUAUGGCAGGAGAAGCUACGAAAGGAGGCUGAUGUCGAAGCACCACCAUUCUCCCUCGAGCUUCAAGCGGUUGUUAAAGAGACUCUGCGUCAUUGCGCCUCUUUUCCGACAGCUUUUCCUCGAGUCAUCAGACGCGGUGCCGAAACUAUAGUAUCCACUCUUCCAGCUCCACUCCCCAUCGGUACCACAGUGUCGGCAAAUUCCUAUAUUUUAGGCCGGUCGCGUAAAAUUUGGGGCCACGAUGCUGAUCAAUGGCUUCCACAGCGAUGGCUAGGGGACGAGUCACAACGUCGGGAGAUGGAAGCCAAACUGGUGGCUUUCAGCAAAGGGUCGCGAGGCUGCGUUGGUAAAGAAUUGGCCUGGCUAGUCCUUGCAAAGGCAGUCAUGGCCAUCAUUCGACGCUGGAAGUUUGUGAGCGUAGGGGAGCUUCGGGGGAAGAGUUAUCUGGAAAUGCAGUAUGACGAUUGUUGGAUUGAGUAUGAAGAAUUAGCGUGA